Messenger RNA from Trichomonas vaginalis G3, 1623 nucleotides. Its product is annotated as cysteine S-palmitoyltransferase protein. Lineage: Eukaryota; Parabasalia; Trichomonadida; Trichomonadidae. The coding region runs from base 1 to 1623 and encodes 540 amino acids. Gene Ontology annotation, molecular function: protein binding. The transcript has a single exon. The record is from RefSeq and is a predicted model, not a curated record.
AUGCAGAAAUCAGCAUUUGAUGCUGUUGCUGCUUCAAACAAUAUCAAGAAAUACAUUGACAGUAAGAUGUUCUACUGCACAUUUGAUUUAGAUCAAAUAUUUCAAAUUCUUCGUGUUGCCAAACUAACAAUUGAGCAGGCAACUGCAAUAAUGCAGCAGUCUCAGGAUAAAUACGGCCCAGCAGAUGCAUUCAAUAUCUUUAGACAUUGUAAUGUUGAACUUGGAACCGAUAGUAAUAAGAUUUUGGACUAUUUUGAGACAUUAUACAAAGUAUUAAAAGCAAGACCGUUCAGACAUAUGUUCAACUACAUUAGCGAUCUUGCAGAUAAGUCAAAUCUAAUGGUUGAAUCCGCAAUAGAAAAAUGCGAAUUUAAUCUUCUGAAAAGUCAACAAACUUCAGCGAAAUCAUCACCCAAUAAGAAAAUUAAUAAUGAAUCUAAGAGCCCCAAAGGAAAAAACUCUGGAAAUUCGAUCGAGUCAAAUAAUGAAUUACAGGAAUUGAAAAAAUCUUGCUCAAAUAAGGAUGAAGCUAUAAGAAAUCUACAAGAGGAGCUCAGACAGAGAGAAAACGCCAUAUCUGAGAACAAAAAAUUGAUUAUUGAGCUCCAAAACUCGAUCACAGAAGCCAAUACAGAGCUAAAUCUCAAGACAUCUAGAUUAACAAAAGUUGAAAAAGCAAUAAAAUACCUAGAUGUUGAGUUGAAGAAAAAGGAAGCCCAAAUCAAAUUCCUUCAAGAGCAAAGCGGAGCAGCUAUGAAUAGAUUACAAGGAGAUGAUACAAAUCUUCUUGAAUUACAGCAAUAUCAGCCAAUUAAUGAUGAUCAUGAGACUUUUGAAUCUGUUUUUAAUAUAAUAGAUAGGAGUUGCAGCAACAAUGAUUCAAGUGCGAUCACAUAUGCCAUAGUAAAUGGAUUCUGUGAUAUUGCGUUUGGCCAAAACACGAUUUUAAGUUUCGCAGCUCAAAAUUCUAAACCUUACAUGAUUGAAAAAUUGAACAACUCUGGUUACACUAUAUUCGAGAAGGAAAGUGCUUUAUCUUCCAUUGUUUUUGGCUUUUGCGUAAGUGAUUGCAUUGAUGGCAUCAAGUUUAUUUUCCAACAUGUUGAUGUCAAUAGGAGAUAUCCAUCAUUCCGCAACAAUACUCUAUUAAACAUUGCUGCCAAAAUUGAUGCGAUAAACAUUGUUAAGUAUCUUUGUUCCAUCAAAGGAAUAGAGGUUACAGCGAAGGAUGAUGAUGGAGACACUUCAAUCCACUGGGCUGCAGAAGGAGACGCUUUGAACGUCAUGAAAUAUCUUGCUCAGCUGCCAAAUAUCGAUUUGAACAUGAAAGAUAAGUUCGGAGAAACACCUUUGCACAGAGCUUGCAUCAGCUGUUCUUUGAAUGUCGUUAAAUAUCUCUGUAGUCAAGUUCAGGUGAGAGUGAAUGAGAAGGAUAAGAAAGGAAACACUCCACUUCAUCUCGCUUGCCAGUCAGGAGAAGAAUGUUAUGAAAUUGUGAAACAUCUCUGUUCUGUAAAAAGAGUUCUCAGAAAUGAGAAGAAUUUGGAUGGUAAAACACCAUCUUCGUUGUCAUCAAUUGAUAAUGUCAAGAAACUUCUUUCACCAAAACCAAUCAAAAGAUAA